Ooceraea biroi (clonal raider ant) is the source of this 3588-nucleotide messenger RNA. It is a transcript of the gene Zyx, whose product is annotated as lipoma-preferred partner zyxin. Gene Ontology annotation, biological process: cell-cell adhesion. The record is from RefSeq and is a predicted model, not a curated record. Gene Ontology annotation, cellular component: stress fiber; focal adhesion. Lineage: Eukaryota; Metazoa; Arthropoda; Insecta; Hymenoptera; Formicidae.
UUACUUGUGCACAUUAUCUCAGUAAAUGUGCGAUAAUUCUUGUGUGCGAAGCCGCUUAUAUUGUAUCUAAUUCGCCUCCAUUUUCGCUUGUUUAGCAGAUAUAUAACCCGGUCCGAGAAAACGUGUUAAGCCCAGACAUUGUUUCCGCAAGUUAUGACUAAACGUGUGUUUCAUUAUAUGAUGAGAUUUUUAUUUCGUUUUUAUCGUUCUAGAAAAAAUCCAUUACGUGAACGAAAGCUUCUCACCACAGAAAAGACUAAAAACUAUAUAAUACAAAUACCUAAUAUGUAUAUUCAACUAUACCAUUAUUAAUAAAAUUUCUAAUCAUCUCAUAUAAUCUAUAAAUAAACUUGCAUGAUCAGCGCAAGUGGUAAACGCAGGAAACUGUACAUUUCCUGUCGCGGUCCUUGAGACAAUAUACCUCGGUGACAAUAUUCGCCCUGUGCGUCAUGCACGUUAUGCAUGAUCCUCUCCUCUCUCCAAACUCUAUCGAAACUCGCUGGAAUUCGCGCCGGCACACGGGAUAGUCACCGACUGGGACUCGCGUGAAUAAUUGGAGCCUCGACAGUCACGGAGCAGACCGCGUGCUGCUUCGUUGGGGAUUGAUCGGUCGUCCGUCUCUCGAAUCGUUUAGCCUGUCGAGCUUAUCGGGCGGGUCGCCGACAGGUUGCAAGGGUGUGGUGCGGCGUGGAUAAGAGGAGAUGCGACUUCCGGGCCGUCUGGUUCAUUUUUUUACUCUGGCGCGCUGAUAAGGGAGUCCGCGCGCGGCCACGUUCACGCCCUGAUCGACGCGACAAGUGAACAACUUCACGAGGCUCGAGAAAGGAAGAGGAGAAAAAAUUGUGCAGACAGCGUCGACGAAUCGAGCUUUCGGCGAAAAAAUGUCAAACGUGAGUAAUCUGGAGCAGCAGAUCGCCAGCCUGCAGAUCAAUCACGGCGAUGAGGCGACCAAGGCGGCGGUCAAGCCUGGCAAGAAGGUCGGGCCUGCGGUGCCGCCGAAGCCGAAAAAGUCUCAGCCGCAGAUACCACAAAGUUACACCGUGAAGGCUCCACCGACGCCGUCGUACAGCACAGUGCUCAACAACACAGGCUCGAACGACAAGACUUCAAAUUUGUACAUGAACACCCCGUCGCCGUAUGUACCGCUGGACAUAAAGAACGACUUUUCCCAAAUGGCAUCCGCCAACGGCAAGGAAGCGUCGAAACUCUAUCAGAACAACGACAGUUUGUAUACGCAGCCGGAGGAGAAGUUCGAGCCCAAGUACAGAUACGACGAGAAGAACUAUUACUCCAACGUCGGAAACAUGCCAGCUCCUCAGGUCCCCGUAGACGAUCGCGCGAGCAGAGCAACCAGAAACGCCGUGUACAGUAACAUAGAACCGCCGGUACCUAUCCCGGUACCCGCGUACAAGUAUCCAAACGAGGCUGAGAAGGACAUUAUAUACAGCAACAUUCAGUGGAAUUCUAAAACGGAAAACACAUAUUGCAACGUUCCUCCAGCGCACAGUGCCGACGAUUUACCGCCACCGCCGGAGCCGUCGGAGUACGUUUCCUGCGUGCCAGGAAAUUCGUUCCCGCCGCCGCCCGAGGAACUGCCUCCACCGCCGAGUCCAGUCUCGUCGAGUUACAGUGAGCUGAGACGCGCCACUUAUCAAACUGAUUAUCCGUCCGGCAAUUAUCCUGCCGAUAUCUAUGGGCCGAGUUCGCAGUCCAGCUCGACGUACGAGUCGAUAUACGAGCCGAUCAAUCCUAGACCACCGUCGCAAUUAUCUUGCAAUUACUCUAUGUACUCUGGGUACGGAUCAGCCGCGUCCACGCAGCCGCAAGGCAAGGUGUCACCCGUUAAAGAAGACAAUCCCCGAGAUUCUGUCUUGCGAAAGGUCGAUGUUCUCACGAAUCUGUUAGUUCGAGGAAUGGAAGAUAACAAUGAAGACAGCGAUAUAUACGGCAUUUGUGCCCACUGCGGGCGCAAGGUCGAAGGCGAGGGCACUGGGUGCUCGGCAAUGGACAAAGUCUUUCACAUAAACUGUUUCUGCUGCUUCGUGUGUAAAGUUAAUCUACAAGGAAAACCAUUUUACUCGCUAGAAGGCAAGCCGUACUGUGAAGAGGAUUAUCUUAAUACUCUGGAAAAAUGUUGCGUCUGCACCAGACCGAUACUCGAUCGGAUACUGCGAGCUACUGGCAAGCCCUACCAUCCUUCUUGCUUUACCUGUGUCGUUUGCGGUCAGAGCCUCGAUGGAAUUCCCUUCACGGUUGACGCCACCAACCAGAUCCAUUGUAUCCAAUGCUUCCAUAAGAAAUUCGCUCCCCGUUGCUGCGUUUGCAAGUUGCCAAUAAUGCCCGAGCCCGGUCAGGACGAGACUGUGCGAGUAGUGGCGUUAGACCGUAGCUUCCACAUUCAGUGUUACAAGUGCGAGGAUUGCGGAUUAGUGUUGUCCUCCGACUCGGAGGGGCGAGGCUGCUACCCCCUGGACGAUCAUGUUCUGUGCAAGAGUUGCAACGCUACUCGUGUCCAAGCCUUAACAUCUCACAUGACGACCGAGUUAUAAAUUAUAUACAACGUUCUGUACGCGCGGUAGCUAAAUUCAUUGAUAUGCAUUUUAUGAAACUCGUAAGGUAAGGAAGAAACGUCGCGAACGAGGGAAUAUUGCGUAUAUCAAAGACACGUCGUUGUGAUUAACUGUGUAGCGAUAAGAGUACCGUUCUCUACACGGUACUUGUGUAGGUCUUUUUACGAUUUUUCCAUUCCGCUAGAAUUACUGCUGCUUGCAGUAUUUUAUAUCUAUCCAAGAUAGUAUUUGCUACUCAUUAUAUCAGCGAUUAUCGAUUUUAUGAGAUCACUUUUUUACAAUAUUUUAACAAUAUUAAUAGCCUAUGGAAAUAGACUACGAGAAUGAUGGAAAUUUAAGCCGGAUUUUUUAGUCAAACAACGAGCGACGAGGUAAAUUCCGGUUAUAUUUCAACUAGCUUUGUAAUAUUGCUCACACAUUUUUUGUAAUUUGACGAGACGCGAGAUGAGAAUUGUUAGACCCGAUGUCCGACUUACUAGCCGUAACGGUGUGCAAGAUUGAGGCGCGUUGAAAUUUCGCCACUGCCAUAAUUGAAGCAUUUCCAGUAUGUUAAUAACGCGGAAGUAAGAAAUGUAUCGUCUACGAAUUAGAAGUUAACGUAGAUUAAUUUCAACGUCUGAGGUAAUAUUCCUGCGGAUGUGAUUAUCAUUGUGAUUUUAGCGAAGUAUUUGAUGUAAUGGUAAAGUAUUUAACACGUAGUCUGCUGCGAUGGGAAUACCGCUUCGAUUCAUGUAUAUUUAGCGAUGGAUCGCAAGUUUCAGGAUAGCGUUAGUAUUAAUCAUGUAUCACGGUGAGGAGUCGUGCCAUCUUUUAACGUUGUGGUCGUUAAAAAAAAUCGAGCUUUCGAGCUGCAAGGUUACCGAAAGAAACGAGAAGCAAACGCUCAAACGAACGCGCUCUAUCUCGCGAUGUAAAAUCAGCUCGAAAAAUUCUCGCAUGGGUAAGACAUUACAUCAGGAGGAGGAGACUUAUAUGAUCUCUGUAUUAUAGUAUCAAUAAAAAUACAGUUUGUUAUUUA